This is a messenger RNA of Salvia splendens (bonfire salvia), 438 nucleotides long. RefSeq lists its product as uncharacterized. The record is from RefSeq and is a predicted model, not a curated record. Gene Ontology annotation, molecular function: nucleic acid binding; zinc ion binding. The transcript is spliced from 3 exons. The coding region runs from base 1 to 438 and encodes 145 amino acids. NCBI's taxonomy places the organism in Eukaryota, Viridiplantae, Streptophyta, Magnoliopsida, Lamiales, Lamiaceae.
AUGGAGUAUGAGAUACUCCGCGAUCUCUUCAAGUGCAAGUUUCAUGAUGGAGGCAAGGUUUCUGAGCAUGUGCUGAAAAUGAUUAGUUUGAUUGAGAGUUUUGAGAAUUUCAUUGUGAAUUUCAACAUGAACAACAUGAAGGUUGGGCUGCCAGAGCUACACAAUAGGCUUAAGACUUAUGAGUCUUCCACUGCUAAGGUAAAAUUUGUGCUCAUGGUGAGCUCUUCUGCGAAGUCUUCGAAAUGGAAGAAUAAGCAGCAACAGAAGAAGAAAGCAUCUAAGGAUGAUGUUCUAAAGCCUAAGAGUGGAGGGGCCAAGAAGAAGUCGAAAAUAUCAAAUGAUGAGUGUCUUUUCUGUCAUGAGAAGGGACACUGGAAGGGAGACUGCCCAAAAUUCAAGGCACAAGGUGCAGAAAGUGGGAGCUCAGGGUCUAAGUGA